Messenger RNA from Carcharodon carcharias (great white shark), 1202 nucleotides. It is a transcript of the gene apobec2a, whose product is annotated as apolipoprotein B mRNA editing enzyme, catalytic polypeptide-like 2a. The transcript is spliced from 3 exons. The record is from RefSeq and is a predicted model, not a curated record. The coding region runs from base 88 to 756 and encodes 222 amino acids. Lineage: Eukaryota; Metazoa; Chordata; Chondrichthyes; Lamniformes; Lamnidae. Gene Ontology annotation, molecular function: cytidine deaminase activity; RNA binding. Gene Ontology annotation, cellular component: cytoplasm; nucleus. Gene Ontology annotation, biological process: cytidine to uridine editing.
UAAUAUGACAGGGACUUCUCACUUGCUCAGUACAGAGCUGCCUUCAGCCUGAUCACGUUGUACUGAUCUGUCGGGUGUCUGUCCACAAUGGCCGAGAAGCAGACCAAAGAAAAGGACAAGCAAGUUGAUAAUGAAAAAAAUGUAGAAGGCGGAACAGAUGGAGAGGCUGACACAGAGAAUGUAGAACUCCCUGACCUGGGGCCUUUUGAAACAAUUACAGGACAACGCAUGCCAUCCCCUUUCUUCAAAUUCCAGUUCAAAAAUGUAGAAUAUUCUUCAGGACGGAACAAAACCUUCUUAUGCUAUUCAGUGGAGAAAAAGGGCACAGAUUGUGAGAGGUUGGAGGGAUACGUGGAGGAUGAGCAUGCAAGCACACAUGCAGAAAAUGUCUUUUUCACAGAUGUCUUCAUGGAGUGUGAUGGCAGCCUGAGCUACUCCAUCAUUUGGUACGUGUCCUCCAGUCCUUGCGCAGUCUGUGCUUCCAAAAUCGCUGAGUACCUGAGCAAGUGUCCCAACGUUCGACUUACCAUCUUCAUAGCCCGCUUAUUCAUGUGGGAGGAGGCUGAGGUCCAGCAGGGCCUGCGGCAGCUGCAUGAGGCCGGUUGUCGAUUGAGGAUCAUGAAGUCUCCAGAGUAUAAUUACUGCUGGAACACCUAUGUCGACAACGAGGGAGAGGCUUUUGCACCUUGGGAAGACCUUCAAGACAGCAGCACAUUUUACGAAGGAAGACUAAAUGAAAUUCUACAUCAUGCCUAGAAAGAGUAUGGGUGCUGUAUGCCAAUCACUUCAGUAGCUCUACAUGAUGCAGUGGGACAUCUGGGAAGAAGCUAAACUCAUAUAUUCUAUUUCACUUGGACUGAACUGAAAUGAUUUUCUUUAACUUCUCUUACCACGUAUCUUAAGUUUGUUGAAUUACCAUUUCCUGUUUAUCUCCAACUUCAGUUCUUAGCAAGUAGUCACUGUACCUUAGGAAAGGAGGUUCAGAACUGCCGAGUAAUGCAGUUAUUUCAAAACCGGUCUGCCUUAAGUUUAUAAAGUUUGUGUUCAUGUAGGUUUACAAUAUGGUAAUAAAAUAAUGUUUCCCAUAGAGAACACCUCUGUUAUGUAACAGAUAUCACGGCUGACAAUAUAGGAUUAUAUUCAAUAUCCAAAAUAUGUCAGUCAUCGCUGACACUGUGUUUUACAAUAAAAUAUCAACUGCU